This is a messenger RNA of Trichoplax adhaerens, 585 nucleotides long. RefSeq lists its product as uncharacterized. Gene Ontology annotation, molecular function: protein binding. The record is from RefSeq and is a predicted model, not a curated record. The transcript is spliced from 3 exons. Bases 1 to 585 code for a protein of 194 amino acids. Lineage: Eukaryota; Metazoa; Placozoa; Uniplacotomia; Trichoplacea; Trichoplacidae.
AUGGCACAUAUCUAUAGAAAAGGUAAUGAUUUAACAGCGAAUACAGAAAAUGUAAAGAAUGUUUCAAAGAAGUAUCCUAUUCACUCGAAAGCUUCGACAGUGAAUCAAAUGUCUUACAAAUAUCGCCGUAAUACUAGUAAUGGUAAAUUAUUGAAGACUUCACGCGAACUUUGUACAAAGAGAUCCGAUAUGACCAUAUUUGAUGCGGUAAAUGAUGAAGAUACUCGUGCCAGAAAAUUUCCAGUCAAUGUUAUGCACAGCUCGAUAUCAAACGAAUCCAUCAAUACAGAUCAGUUAGAUACCACUUGGCUUAGUUCUAGUCCUUACUCUUGGAAUAGUCAGCAAGUUGCGUAUUUUGUAUGUACUAUUGAUGGUUGUGAGAGAUAUGGACAGUUAUUCCUUAAUGAGCAAGUUGAUGGAGAAGCAUUACUGCUUUUACGCGAAGAACAUUUAAUUUCUAUCUUAAAUUUAAAGCUCGGUCCUGCGUUAAAAAUACUUGCCAAAGUUAAAAAAUUAAAGUCGGAUUGGGCGAACGGAAAAAUACCGGGAUUACUAAACGACAGAGAAAAACAAACAUUAUUGUAA